AUGGUUGGCAGCUCCACGACGCACUCCAGCCGAACAAGCCCUGGGUCUUUCAGCACUACUCAGCGCGCUACAUCGGUAUCCUCCAGUAAUUCUUCUCCUCAGUCUUCGUCGCAAGGGCCCUUUGGAGCGCAUAAUGCAAUGUCGACCGACGUGUAUAACUCCGCUGUCUCUCAACCUUCUGCGUCCUUGAGCUCUUCUUUCACCUACCCUUUUUCCCCGAUCGGAACAACAAGCUCGUCCUUCGAUAGCCUAGGCACAAACGGUAUGCGGCUCACUGAUCCCGAUGUCUCACCUCCCAUGAAUGGCUUUCACCGCAUGAGCAAUGGCGCUGCCAUUCUCAUGCGCAGACUGCCCAAAAACACUAGUCGGGAAGCCCUACGGAGCAUGUUCCUCUUCGCGAAAGAUUUUAUCGACGCCGAUUUCGUCCCUUCUGAGUUGCCAGAAGAUAGCAAGUUCCUCUGUGCAGUUGCACGAUUCAACACAGUUGCUGCCGCCGAAGAAGCUCGUGCCAUGCUUGACGGCAAGCCCAACACAAGCAACGAAGCCAACAUGAUUGUUGAAAUGUUUCCGGGACCGCUCCCUAAUCGCCGAAAUACAAUCGACCAUACCGCUAGUCGUGGUAUUUCUGCUCGCCAGUCGUCCCGCUUCAACGGCACUUUCCAGACAAUGACCAUUGGCACUUCCUCUCAGCAAGCCAAUGAAGCGCUUCCAGCUCCUGACACAAACUCUCGACUUCACACACUCUUCUCUCCCCGUUCGCCCAUAGGCAGUGGACUUGGAGAACUCCCGCGCGUGAGUGGCAAGUCAGUCAUCGAUCAAGAUCUCGAUGAGGAGACGGGGGAGUUGCUGAAAGAUCCCGUUGGUUAUGCUCAGAAUGGACAUGUUAACGUUCCCCUCACGCGGCGCUCAACUAACCCUCAAAUACCGACCAGCCGAUUCACCAAUCUGUCAUUAUCCACGAAUGUUACUUCUCCUCCUUUACAAAACUAUUCCAACGGCGCUGGUGGUCGCAUGGGAUUGCCGACACCUUCCAGCGCUCUGCCACCUAAUAUAAGCGGCAACCCUCCUUUUCAUUAUCCUAACCAGCAUAACCCGCGUCAUAGCCUGCCUGCUGCCAAUCCGAACGACUUGAAUCCCCCAUGCAACACACUCUACGUUGGUAAUCUUCCAGCCGACACGCAGGAGGAAGAGCUUAAAGCUCUCUUCUCCAAGCAACGCGGGUAUAAGAGGUUGUGUUUCCGCAACAAGCAGAACGGUCCAAUGUGUUUCGUUGAAUUUGACGAGGUGGCAAUGGCUAGCAAAGCCUUGAACGAUUUGUAUGGGUAUAAGCUAUCCAACAGUGUGAAGACAGGCAUUCGUCUUAGCUUCUCAAAGAAUCCUCUGGGUGUACGGAGUGGACAACCGGGUAGUAGCGUCAAUCCACCGACUCCGCUCAGCCCCCAAACUCCCAUCCAUGGAGCUGCUGGCAUUGGACCCAUUCCAAAUGCCAUGUUUUCCACCGCCAGCGGACCCCCUCCGGGCUUGUCAGCGCCUCCGGGCCUCGGGCUACCCCCUAUGAACGUUCGAAACGGCUCCAUGCCACCACCUCCGAGCUCCCACGUACCAGUUAAUAAUGGCGGCCCGUUUGGGACCAACAAUGGGCUCGGUAUUCGAGCAAAUGGGUUAAAUUCGCUUAACCCCACCCCGUUCGGUGCUGCAAUACCUGGUAAUACUGCAGGUCCUGGCAUGACUGGUUUCAGCGGUGUCUAUCCCGACUAUAUGAUGGGUCGAUGA
Molecule: messenger RNA, 1773 nt
Organism: Talaromyces atroroseus
Lineage: Eukaryota; Fungi; Ascomycota; Eurotiomycetes; Eurotiales; Trichocomaceae
Exons: 1
Coding region: 1-1773 (590 amino acids)
Molecular function (GO): mRNA binding
Source: RefSeq, a predicted model, not a curated record